UUGACAGCACGAUGGACCUUGACACUGCAGACACACUGAGGCAUCAGACACUAACACGACUGCACCUGAAGCUUCCACUGUUGACUGAGAGGGAAAUUGUAGACAUGGUAUCAACGGACAAUCUGACGUCAUAUUUAUUAGAGGCAAUCCUGUCCCACCUGGCCUUAACCUGUGCUUUACUUCUGGCCGCUCUCGCUGCCAUUCGCUGGCACAUCAGGGAUUCCUACAAAGUGGAUGGCUUCAACCAGAAGCAUGUGUUCAUCACAGGCUGUGACAGCGGCUUUGGGAAUCUGCUGGCCAGACAGCUUGAUGGAAAAGGUUUCCACGUCAUAGCUGCAUGUCUGACAGAGAGAGGUGCAGCAGAUUUGGCAGCAGUGGCCUCCCCCAGACUAAAGACCCUCCUGCUGAAUGUUACAGACAGCUCGAGCAUCAGGAGGGCGAUGGAGUUUGUGAGCAAAGAGGUCGGAGAGCAGGGUCUGUGGGGUCUGGUGAACAAUGCUGGCAGGUCCACACCCAUCGGCCCCCCAGAAUGGAUGCAGUUGGAGGAUUUCUCAAAGGUUUUGGAUGUGAAUCUGAUAGGAGUCAUUGAUGUGACCCUUCAGUUUCUCCCACUGGUGAAAAAGGCUCAGGGCAGGGUGGUAAAUGUGGCCAGUAUUCUGGGCAGACUGUCUCUCACUGGUGGAGGAUACUGCCUGUCCAAAUUUGGAGUGGAAGCCUUCUCCGACUCCCUCAGGAGGGACAUGCAACAGUUUGGCGUCAAAGUGAGCAUCAUUGAGCCUGGUUUCUUUAAGACAGCUGUUACCCAGCAGGAUCUUAUUGAAGCUGACCUGCAGAGGCUAUGGAGCCGCCUCCCUCAAGAUGUCAAAGACUCCUAUGGACCUAAAUACUUCAAGGACUAUGUGAAAGCUCAGGACUUCUCUUUGGGGAUCUUGUGCAGUCCAGAUAUCUCUAAGGUGACCAGGUGUAUGGAGCACGCGCUGACGGCUCGACACCCACGCACACGUUACAGUGCAGGCUGGGAUGCCAAGCUGUUGUGGAUUCCCCUGUCCUACCUCCCUUCAUUUGUGUCAGACUUUGUUGUCAGCAUGCUUCUUCCUUCAUAAAGCAGCCAGCUAAAACCAACUGUGAACCACUGACUGAAAUUUCUGUAUGCUUGAAUUAAAUAUAUUGUGACAAAA
This is a messenger RNA of Dicentrarchus labrax (European seabass), 1178 nucleotides long. RefSeq names its product retinol dehydrogenase 1 (gene rdh1). Bases 12 to 1103 code for a protein of 363 amino acids. Lineage: Eukaryota; Metazoa; Chordata; Actinopteri; Moronidae. The record is from RefSeq and is a predicted model, not a curated record. The transcript has 6 exons.